CACGCAGUGGGACGUUUCCUCUCAGCACUGGGAAUGUAUAAAGUACACUCUGGUCUUUUAUGCUUUUACAGAAGUGUUUAUUUUGCCCGCUGCAGCUCUCACACGGUGGACUUUUUGUGUUUUGGUUUGGAAAUUUAAAAUAGGAGUACGGGUCGUGUCAGAGAUGAAGAUGCAUCAAACGAACUGAGAGGCUUGUCAGUCCUUCGGGACAUUUAAGGUCGUCCAGCUGUGUUUUUUGUUUGUUUGUUUGUUUUGCUUUUUGGGGGACAUAACGGGUGGAUUACAUUUAAACCAGUAAACACAGUUUUUGGACUAAAAGUAACGCACAUCUCUGAGGCGCAGCGCCCUCUCUCCAAUGAAAUAUCUCCCUUCCGGAUCAGCUGCGGAUCGAGUAAGUAAAAAGAUAGAGCUCAGCGAGACCAGCCACAGUAAGAAGUCCCGUCCCGGUGCUGUGGUCUCUCUGUUGACCCCUCUGGACCCACUUCGGCAGGCAAAGCGGCUUCCUAUCCGAGUUAUCAAGAUGUUGGCUGCGCACACUGGACACUUGCUACACCCGGAAUAUUUACAGCCUUUGACGCCCGCACCAGUCAGCAUAGAGCUGGAUGCCAAGAAGAGUCCACUGGCCCUGCUGGCGCAGACCUGCUCUCAGAUUGGUAAACCAGACCCUCCGUCCUCCUCCAAGCUGGGCUCCUCCUGCAGCCAAGGGGAUAAGGAGCCCAGCAGUCGGUCUUCCAUCUCCAGCCUGAAGCUCGGGGAGCGCCGCCCCUCCCUGGAGGAUAAAUGUAGCUUCAAGCCCUACAACAAAGGCAGUGGAGACGGUCGCAGAGACGGAGUUACCAGCAGCAGCUCCAGCAGCAGCAGCAGCAGCAACAACAGCGAUAAAGUAGGGUUCAGGGUACCCAGCAAUAAUGUUACCACUAACGGAAAUUCAGCCCAGCAGUCCUAUCCGCCGCACGCUGCUUCACCCAGCUCUAGAGCCAGCAGCAGCACCCCACCAGGACACACUCAGCAGCAGCAGCUGCCUCACAAACAGAGCCACUCUCCUGGUGGACAGCCCACAUCACACUCCCAGACUCCAAGUGGAGAAACUGUACGUGAGCAGGGCAGUCCUACCAGCAAUAACAGUCAUCCCAAAAAAGAUGCCGAUGUAAGCAAGACCAUCUCGGACAGUCCACACGAUGCAAACUCCAGCCACGUCCGAGCCAGCGCAAACUGCAGUAACGGCAGCUCUGACGGCGGUUCCAACCAUGAGGGCGGUAAAGCGGAGUCUGCCCAGCCUAACCUCGGCCCUGGACGCAUUACACCAAUCUCUCCUUACAAGACAAGCCAACCACUCUUCCCCAUGCCCUCCUCUAAUAUGGGCUACCACGGAUCUGUGGUGGGGGCCUAUGCAGGCUACCCGUCUCAGUUUGUUCCCGGGCUAGAUCCGACAAAGUCGAGCCUCGGCGUGGGAAGCUUGGGAGUUCCAGGAAAGCACCCGAGUUCCAGCCCCCUCACAGGCGCCUCCCCGCCUUCCUUCAUGCAGGGUUUAUGCAGGGACCCCUACUGUCUAAGCUAUCCAAGUGUAUCCCAUCUUGGCGGAAGCAACUGCAACUCCUGCAUCCAUGACCCUUCCUCCAGCCUCAAAUCAAACUUCCCAUUGGUGUACCCCUCCCACCCGCUCCACUCCCUCCACCAAAGCUCUCUAUCGUCCAGCGUGUCCUCCUCCCUCUCACAUCCCCUCUACACGUACGGCUUUAUGCUCCCUAACGACCCCCUGCCUCACGCCUGUAACUGGGUCUCAGCCGGGGGGCCGUGCGACAAACGUUUCGCCACGUCAGACGAACUCCUGGCUCACCUCCGCACGCACACAGCCCUGCCUGUGGGAAUGGACAGUAAGCUGCUCUCUGUUUCCUCCUCUGGACCUGCCCCCUGCCACCUUCACCUCCCCCACCAGAGCAGUCCAGGCUCCAUGCCCAGCUCCCUCUCCCUCAGGGCUCCACCCAGCCUGGGUUUAGCUCGCUAUCACCCCUACAGUAAGGUCCACCUGCCCCCUGGACCCUCCUCCAUCUCCCUGCACUCUCUGCCCAACACAGGCCCGUACUACCCUCAUUACGCUCUCUACAGUCAAAGACUCGGAUCUGCAUCCGCGCUGGGCUACCAGUGAUACACCAUCUACUAACAUGUUCAAAGAAAUGGUUAGACAUUUUGGGAAAUAAGCUUAUUUGCUUUAUGGUGGAGAGUUAAAUAAGAAGGCUGAUACCACAUUCAUAUCUUUCUCUCCAAUAGGACAGCCAGGAGCUGGCAACUUAGCUUAGCACAAACACUGGAAACAGAGGGAAACAACUAGCCUGGCUCUGUAGACCCCUCACUAAUUAAUUAUGUUUUAUCUUUUUUGUUUAAUACAUAUAAAAAACAAAGUGUAAUCUUGUUAUCAUUGCUAGCUGUCUCCCCUUGUUUCAAUUUUUGUGCUAAGUUAAGCUAAGCUAGGCUGCUGCUGCAGGUAGCCUUAUAUUUAAUGGACAGAUACAAUACUGGAAUUAUUCUUCUCAUCUAACUCUUCACCUGGAAGCCAAUAAGUGUAUUUUCUUUUUAAGCUUGUACCUCUGACUUAAAGACUGGAUUCAAGUGGAACUAGGAUGGGAGUGCAAGUCCUGGAUUUUGGCUUGAGUGCAUCUUUCACACUUACUUUAUACAUUAUAUAUGAGAUCUGGUGUUUUCUAAUCAGGCUCCACUCCUUAACAUCAGGACACAUGUGGCUCUUGCAUGUCUGCACAUUGCUGGGAUACUUUUGCAACAGAAAUGACUGCCCUUAGGUGACUUUUGCCGCCCUGCGGGCUUGGCAAAUUGAUGGUUUGGAUGCUGUGUAAUAGCACUUGAAUGUUCAGGGUUCUUGAAUGAUGAUGAUUUAGUGCAGAAAAAUGUAGUGUGGCAGGGGUGGCACUAAGCUGCAGCCGUGGACCGAUGUUAUGUCUGUCCACAGUCGCUUUCUCCCUGCAAGAGAUGCAUGUACGCUUGACAAAGCAUACACACAUAACUGUUUAUUCUGCCCAAUGGUUUGUGAUGAUUUGUUUUAGUUCCUAAUGUUUUGUUUAUUCCUACUGAGAAGUUGUAUUUAUUUUUUACUGGAGAAUCUGGCUUUUAUGUUUACCAUACAAAUCUAUUCUCAUUUUACAAUCCUCUGAGCAGACAUGUUGGAAGCCAGAUGACAGAUGUUGAAUUAUGUCGUGUGUCUUCUUCGAGAAUGAAUGUUGAUAUCACAUCUCUCUCUUUCUCUCUCUCUCUCUCUCUCUCUGAACUCCUCAGCUUUUUUGAUUUUUUAAAAACUUUCUCAGCAAAUCAAUAAAAAUGAGAUGUGAUAUUUUUUUGUAAAAUUUGUGGUACCCUGUGAUGGUAUCCAGUCCAAAGUGGAGGGGAGGGGGUCAUAUUUUGUUAAAUAAAUCACACUGAAAAUGUA
Micropterus dolomieu (smallmouth bass) is the source of this 3436-nucleotide messenger RNA. RefSeq names its product zinc finger protein 703-like. The transcript has 2 exons. Gene Ontology annotation, biological process: negative regulation of DNA-templated transcription. Gene Ontology annotation, cellular component: nucleus. Bases 356 to 2146 code for a protein of 596 amino acids. The record is from RefSeq and is a predicted model, not a curated record. NCBI's taxonomy places the organism in Eukaryota, Metazoa, Chordata, Actinopteri, Centrarchiformes, Centrarchidae.